AUGCAAAACCAAAACCUUCCUCAUCUUUCUCUCUCUCAGAUUACUCCUCCUACAAAACCAUCUCUACCUGCACUCCAAUUCAUCCUUCUCUCCAGCCAAAUUCAAUUCAAUUCAAUGAAGGAAUCUCAUGAUCAUCAUCACCAAUCACACUCCGAUUCCACAAAUUCCGUCGGAGUAAUCAAGAGAACCGCAAUCGAGAAAGAGAAAACCAAAAUGAGAGAAAGACAAAGAAGAUCCAUCACUACUCGCAUCUUCCAUGGCCUCCGUAAACACGGUGGUUACACUCUCCCUCCUCGAGCCGAUAUCAAUGUCGUCCUCCGUGAACUCGCUAAAGAAGCCGGAUGGAUAGUCGAACCAGACGGCACCACUUACCGCACCACCGCCACAACCACCACAACCGCCUCAAAAGGAUCUGGUUGUUCCAUCUGUCCUCUCUGCGGCAACGCCGGAAAAGGAAGCGCGGCAUCGACUCCAAGCAGCAGCGUUAUAAUCGGCGGUGGCGGUGGCGAUUGUUCUACAACCGCUUCGCCUCGGCGAGGGAUAACAACCGGAGAUCCAGUAACUGCUGCUAUGGCUUUCGCUGGCCCUGCUUAUCUAUCAUUCUACAACUCAAUCGGUUUCGAGACGAGCAAUAAUAUGAAUCCACUAGCUCCGUGCAUGUACAGGAGGCUGAUCGGCGGCAAUGGCGUCACGCCGGCGACAUUUGCGGUGGCAAACGAUCUGGCGGCGGCGGCGGCAUCGAAUCAUACAAGUCCGGCGACUUCGCCGCCGCGGGGAAGUUAG
This is a messenger RNA of Impatiens glandulifera, 783 nucleotides long. RefSeq names its product protein BZR1 homolog 4-like. The record is from RefSeq and is a predicted model, not a curated record. Gene Ontology annotation, molecular function: DNA-binding transcription factor activity. Bases 1 to 783 code for a protein of 260 amino acids. The transcript has 2 exons. Gene Ontology annotation, biological process: DNA-templated transcription; brassinosteroid mediated signaling pathway. Lineage: Eukaryota; Viridiplantae; Streptophyta; Magnoliopsida; Ericales; Balsaminaceae.